AGAAAGUUAACUUUUUUAUUCCAUCACAAGUUGUACAAGGUUCGAGUGGCCAGUCGCGGGUUGUGUGCCAGUGUGUACACACGCACCAGCCUCCUAAAAGGUUCCUCACGAGUGCACUCACGCCCGGUUCGCGCGUCUAUACGUGAUUUAAUUAACUUAAGGAUUUCCAUAGACACGAAGGUGGCGUGAGGGUGCUACCAAGAUGGCGGCGACCAAAUACUCGCACCCCUUCAUGCAGGGGCUAAAGUCGCUACCCACCGAGUAUGAGGAGGAAAUACAGCAGAUCAGAGAGUGGGUGAAGAGCCAGCCACACCUGCCAUACAUCUCCGACGAGUACAUAGUCCUGUUCCUGCACUCCAACUACUACAAAGUCAAGGAGACCAAGGAAACCAUCGAGUGCUACUUCACGCAUCGGACCAACACGCCCGACCUCUUCAGUAACCGUGAUCCGCUCGCACCGAGGAACCAGCAGAUAUUGGACAUUGCCCACAUGAUCGGCCUCCCGAACAAGACGUCUGAGGGCUACCACGUGCUGCUUUACCGACUGUCGGACUUCGAUUAUAGCAAGCUGAACUUCGCGGACGCCGUCCGGGUGUUCUGCAUGUUCAACGACGUGAAACUCUCAGAGGACCGGCUGUCGGACGGGUACAUCGUCAUCUUCGACAUGAAGGGCUGCAGUCUUGGCCACCUUACCAGGGUCACGUUGCCAGCGUUGCGAGCCUUCAUGGUUUACAUUCAGACCGCGCACCCGUGUCGUCUGAAAAAGAUCCACGUGGUGCACACAGUCUCGUUCAUCAACCAGGUGAUGUGUCUGGUGAAGCCUCUCAUCCACUCCAACCUGCUCAACCUCCUCAACUUCUGCUCCGAAGGCCCCGCUGCCGUCGUGGACAAGGAACUCCUACCAGAAGACUAUGGCGGCCCCCUCCCUCCCGUGAAAGACUUCCACGCCGAACAACGCAAGAACAUGGAGGAAACUUACAGAGACUGGCUCAUCGAAACCGAGAUGUUCAAGGUUGAUGAGAAGAAGAGAAUCAAGAAGCCUAGUAAAGGAUUGUUCGCUAGCUUGACCAGCAGUUUCAAAAGCUUAGACAUCGACUGAUGCUCUGUAUAUUUCUUUAGGGACCUGACCUAUUAAAUCCUUUAUGGCGCU
Molecule: messenger RNA, 1150 nt
Organism: Leguminivora glycinivorella
Lineage: Eukaryota; Metazoa; Arthropoda; Insecta; Lepidoptera; Tortricidae
Product: clavesin-1-like
Exons: 6
Coding region: 203-1099 (298 amino acids)
Cellular component (GO): membrane
Molecular function (GO): phosphatidylinositol bisphosphate binding
Source: RefSeq, a predicted model, not a curated record